This is a messenger RNA of Zeugodacus cucurbitae (melon fly), 4597 nucleotides long. RefSeq names its product histone-lysine N-methyltransferase eggless (gene egg). Gene Ontology annotation, biological process: negative regulation of gene expression; heterochromatin organization. Gene Ontology annotation, cellular component: nucleus. The transcript is spliced from 14 exons. Bases 117 to 4370 code for a protein of 1417 amino acids. Lineage: Eukaryota; Metazoa; Arthropoda; Insecta; Diptera; Tephritidae. The record is from RefSeq and is a predicted model, not a curated record. Gene Ontology annotation, molecular function: histone H3K9 methyltransferase activity; zinc ion binding; DNA binding.
AUAACAUUUGUUUACACCGCUUUUAUUUUUCCCUGAACUUGGUUUUGCUAAUAAUACAAUUUAAAAAUAUUUCAAAAGUGAAAUACUCAAAUUAAAAACACAAAAAGACGCUAAAAAUGUCUGAAUAUAGAGAACCAGAACUUGGAAAAUCUGGAAUAAAUGAUGCCCUAUUAGAAGAUGUGACUGAAAAUAAAAUAGCCAUUGAAAAAAAUGUUGAAAAUCUACAUGUGGAAAUGGACGAAAUCAUUCAUAAAAAUGAGUGUAAUUCAAUUGAAAAUAUAAACGAUCUUAGUAAAGGAGUAAGUGAUAAAGCUAUAGAAUAUAAUACACAAGACCAAAACAUACAAAAAUUGGAAAUAGAAGGAUCAAGCGAACAUGCUGCUACUUGUUCUGAGAAGGGUGGAGAUAUGGAUGUAACAGAAAUAACGGAAGAAACAGAUGGAGCAUCAAAAAAUAAUGAAAUUGUUCGUGUGGAAAAAGAAAAUAGGCUAGCUGAUCAUUUAAUUGGCAUUUCACCUUCUAUGGAAACAAACGAUAAACAGUUAGAUUCAGAAAAAGUAUUAGAAGCUUCAUUAAGUGAAUCGCUUAAAGUAAAGUGUGAUGAUCGAAUGGAACCUAUGGAAGUAGACACUCAUAGUUUACCAAUAUCUGGUAGUCCCAAUGCUGUGCUUGAAGAUAACGAGGAUAGUCAAGAAUCACCACUUGUAAUUGACGAAAAACCUCCUUCGCCAAAUGAAACAAACGUAGAAGUCCCUUUAACUUCUUACGAAGUUAAUAACUCCGAACAUGAAAAGAGAGUCGAAAAUGAAUUUAAAGAGGGAGACGUUCAGCCAGCAGCCGCAAUUGGAUCUAAUGAGGCAACUAUAGAAAAGAGCAGCAGCAACUCAAACCAAAAUGAAAAUUUGUCAAUUGAUCACAACCAGUGUGCACCUGGAAAUAUCAUUGAAAUAGAUGAUGACAAUGAAGAAGCAAAAAUUGAUGACGAUCCAGAUGUGGAAAUAACGGAAACAAGGAGUGCUUCUUAUAUUCCUGUAAUCGAAAUAGACGAUGAUGAUGAAGAUGAAAAUCCGCAAGAAGAGGCACAGAAAGAAAAAGUAAUUGAUCAGAAAUCCACUCCGCCUACCCUUAAAAAAGAUGUUGAUGCAUUACCUCACGAAAAUAGUGAUAACAGGGUCCUUAAAGAUAACGUUGAAGAGAGCACAAGUGUAGAGAACACAUUAAAUAAAGAAUCAGUUGCAGAACCAGAUUUAUUAAAGGAAACUGAAUUACCACCAGAGGCACGCCAAUCAGCCGAUAUAGAACAGAUUGAAGUAUUUUACAAUCAGGAGUGUAUCAAUCACGAUUGUCCUAGAAACCACAAACAGUUUUUCAUAGUACCCCAAUUCGCUUUGAGCCACUUUAAAGUAAAGAAGAGACGAAGCCAAAAGCAAUAUGUGUGCGCAGAAUGUUAUGACUGUGCGCUUGACACAUACGAGGAGUACUGUGGUUUAUUAAAAGCUAAACAGCCUUUACUUUUGAAAAAUAUUAAUAUUCAAGGCCCUGAGUUUGUGGAAAUUACAGAUAGCAGUGACGAUGAUGAAGAAACGUCUACAACGCAAGAAAUUCAAACAGCAAAAGGAUCAUUUUCCCAAGCGAAUUUAGAUCUAAUAGAAGCCGAACUUGAAAGCUCCAUUAAAAAAGUGCUUGAAAAUUUGGAAAUACAAAAUCAGUUAACUUGGUCGAAGACAAUUUUGGAGACACGUGCCCGUAGACUGGAAGAGGAGUCUAACCUAAAUGAUGAAUUACUCCGGUCAUUACAGAAAAAGGCCGAUCAGAUGUACAGCACACUUUACCAAUGUCCGAAAAUAAGAUUGCGUCAAUUCCAACCAUUAGAUUUGAAUACUAACUUACCAUAUACGUUCCCUGAGGUCACAGCUUGCCCGCCAAUGGGGGAAGUAUUACGUCUGCCUAUCGAAAUUAACCAGGUUUAUUAUGCGGUAAAGAAUAAGGCAAUAGCCAGUUGGGUGCCUUGUAAAGUGAUUGAGCAAGUGGAAUCAAAUUCACUUUUGGGAUCGCUUUCAAAGGUGCCGAAUUAUAAAGUUAAAUUUUUAAAACUGCACUAUCAGAUGGUGAAAACUGUCUCGGCGAAGCAUUUAGCCUACUACGAUCCCCCCAAAGUCCGUCUUCCAAUAGGAUCUCGUGUAAUUGCUUACUUCGAUGCCACUUCCUUGUCGCGUGGCAAAGAAAAGAUGAUGAUACAGAGUGCUUUUUAUCCAGGAAUUAUUGCCGAACCUUUAAAGCCGAACAACAAAUAUCGAUAUUUAAUAUUCUACGAUGAUGGUUACACCCAAUAUGUUUCGCACAAAGAUGUUCGUUUGGUGUGUAAUGUUUCUGAAUAUGUGUGGGAGGACGUACAUCCGGCAUCUCGAGAAUUUAUUCAAAAAUAUCUUACACAAUACUCAAUCAACCGGCCGAUGGUGCAGACACAGAAAGGACAAAGCAUGACCACAGAGUCAAAUGGCAAGUGGAUUUAUGCACGAGUUGUAGACAUUGAUUGCAGCUUAAUACAAAUGCAAUUUGAGGGACCAAAAAGUCAUACGGAGUGGAUCUAUAGAGGAUCACUACGUUUGGGACCAGUUUUUAAGGAGUACCAGAAAACUUUACAAAAGGAUACGCUUCCUUUACCACGACUGGCCAGGCGCACUGAACCAUUUAUACGUUACACUGCUGAUGAGGAGGCAACUACAGCGCAACAGGAGCAAGUAAAGGAGCGCGAACGUGAACAUGAACGUGUGUCUAGCACCGAGCCACGUGCUGUUGCUAAAAAGAGUGUAAGCCGCUUAUCAACAGAAUCAACAACAUCAAGUAAUACGCCAUCUCAUACGUCGUCAUUACCCACAGUGCGCCAUUUGAACAACUCCACGAUCUAUCUUGAAGAUGAAAACAAGCCGAAAGGAAAAGUUGUCUACUAUACGGCUAAACGAGAUUUGCCACCAUUAACAUAUCGCCCACAUAAAUGUUCCUCAUCGUGUUUAUUCAAAAUUCCGCAUAAUCUUAGCGCAUACAGCCCAUUGUCUAAGCCAUUGCUCUCUGGUUGGGAGCGACCUAUAAUGCGUUUAAAGAACAAAAAAAUAGUGUCCUACCGUGGACCGUGUGGUAAAAUCAUGCGUAACAUGGAGGAGGUGCGUCGUUACCUCCGUGCAACAGAUAACGCACUUAAUGUUGAUAAUUUCGACUUCCACCAUGAGACCAGCUGUUUGGCCGAAUAUGUAAUCGAAUCGGCUAUUGUACAAAAGCGCGAUAUAUCUUUGGGCCAAGAAAAAAUGGCAAUACCCUUAGUGAAUUAUUACGAUAAUACAUUGCCGCCGGAGUGUAAAUACGCCGCCCAACGUAUACCGACGGAUGGUGUCAAUCUCAAUCUUGAUCCUGAAUUUUUAGUUGGUUGUGAUUGCGACGGAGACUGCUCGGAUAAAGAAAAAUGUUCGUGUUGGCAACUCACUUAUGCGGGCGCCAAGUAUGGCAACCCAAAUACGCCAGUGGCAGAAAUCGGUUAUCAAUAUAAGCGCUUAUAUGAGCACGUUCCAACAGGAAUCUACGAAUGUAACUCAAGGUGUAAAUGCAAAGCAAAUUGCUUAAACCGUGUAGCACAACAAUCUUUAGCAAUGAAACUGCAGGUAUUCAAAACAUCAAACCGUGGUUGGGGCUUACGUUGCAUAAACGAUGUACCCAGAGGCAGCUUUGUGUGCAUAUAUGCUGGUCACUUGCUAACGGAAGCAAAAGCAAAUGAAGGCGGUCUAGAUGCUGGUGACGAAUACUUCGCAGAAUUAGAUUAUAUAGAGGUAGCAGAACAAAUAAAAGAAGGGUACGAAUCGGAUGUUGAACCGCCAGAGAUCGAGGAAGAGGAGGAUACAUAUGCACCAGAUCCAGAAGACGAUGACGAGUUCACACCAAGUAAAUCGUUUUUAACACGUGCUAAAAAUAAGGCACAAAAACUCACACGUAGCAGUUCGACUCAAAACACGGACGAAGAUUCACAGGAACGUCAAGUAAUUAACUUUAAUCCCAACGCGGACAUGAAUGAAGACUCCACACGAGAAUCAUCUAUACGAGCCCUAUUUGGAAAGGAUGAGGCCUGCUAUGUUAUGGACGCAAAAACCAUAGGAAAUCUGGGACGCUAUUUUAAUCACUCAUGUUCUCCCAAUCUUUUCGUACAAAACGUUUUUGUCGAUACCCAUGAUUUGAGAUUCCCUUGGGUAGCAUUCUUCUCCUCCACUAAUAUUCGGGCUGGUACGGAACUAACUUGGAAUUAUAAUUAUGAAGUUGGCGUUGUGCCCGGAAAAGUAUUAUACUGUCAAUGUGGUGCGCCAAAUUGUCGUCUCCGUCUUCUUUAAGUAUAGAAGUGUAAUUUUUAUUUUAUUUAUGUGGAAAAAUACAACAAACACGAACGAAUUUCUGAAGAUGUUUUCUUAUUCUAUUUGGCAAUAACAAGUGAAUUAAAGUGAAUCAGUCGUCGCUAUCGUUGUUGUUUUCACCCUCAGCUAUACGUUGUAGAUGUAAUUUUAGUCCAUUGUCCGGUUUUAAAUGCGACAUGUUGAUAUACUGAUUAUUUCCACAGCCA